Messenger RNA from Zasmidium cellare ATCC 36951, 1098 nucleotides. RefSeq lists its product as uncharacterized. Lineage: Eukaryota; Fungi; Ascomycota; Dothideomycetes; Mycosphaerellales; Mycosphaerellaceae. The record is from RefSeq and is a predicted model, not a curated record. The transcript has a single exon. Gene Ontology annotation, molecular function: isocitrate dehydrogenase (NAD+) activity. Gene Ontology annotation, biological process: isocitrate metabolic process; tricarboxylic acid cycle. Bases 1 to 1098 code for a protein of 365 amino acids.
AUGUCAGACCCACCACUGAUAGUCAGCGUCUUGAAAGGCAACGGCAUCGGGCCGGAGAUCAUCAAGUCGACGAUAGCGGUUCUCGAGAGCACUUGCAUCAAUUUCGAAUGGCGAGAAGUACCUAUUGCAGAAGAAUCGAUCAAGCUUUACGGACACCCGAUAGCCCCUGAGGUAGUGGCACAACUACGGCAGACGAAGCAUUGCAUUAAAGCUCCGCUUAUUGUUAAGCCAGGACAAGGAAAGACUGUUUGCGUUCAGCCUGAUGGAUCGCAAAGCACCUAUCCCUCACUAAACAAUGCCGUUCGACGGGAACUCGGUCUGUUCGUCAAUGUCAGACCUAUUCGAGGAUAUACCGGCGUCUCUGGCGCCUAUGAAGACCUGGACAUCGCAAUCAUGAGGGAGGUCACCGAGGAUGUCUAUAUCGGCCACGAACAUGGGAUUGGCAACGAUCUAGCAGCAGAAGCAAUCAAACUUACGACUCGCUCGGCUUCCCUUCGAGUGGCGAAGUAUGGGUUCGAAUAUGCAGUCCGAAUGAAGCGAGAACGGGUUACCUGCGUUCACAAAGCGAAUGUCUUAGGCAUGACCGACGGCCUCUUUCUACGCUGCUUCUACGAAGUCGCUGCUCAGUAUCCACAGUUCAAGGUCGACGACGUUAUGAUUGACGCGGCCUGUUACCUGAUUGUGAAGGAUCCGAAAAGAUUCGACGUCGUUGUGACCCCAAACCAAUACGGCGACAUCUUUUCAGAUCUUGCAGCUGGCUUAGUGGGCUCUCUAGGUCUUGCUCCAGGCGCCAACAUCAGUGACGAUGUUUGCACUUACGAGGCGUCUCACGGCGCAGCUCCGGACAUUGCUGGACUGGGUAUUGCGAACCCUCUGGCGCUGAUCCUUUCUGGAGUUGAGAUGUUGAGGAAUGCAGCGUAUCAGAAGCAAGCGGAUGCCGUGCAGAGAGCCAUUGCAGAGUUUUUGCAGAAGAAGCAAUAUCUCACUCCAGAUCUUGGAGGCAUCGCAAAGACGGAGGAAAUGACAGCGGCAUUGGUGCAGGGCGUUCGGAGUCAGCUCACAGAAGAUGGUCCUGCUGGGCGAACCGUCAAGUUUUAA